AUGACGUCAUGCUGCCACAGAUUGUCGGACCAAGCGAGGCGACAGCUGGAGAGGGGCAGCAAGUUCGAGAACCUGAGUCUGGGAGAGCAGCGACCGACGCAGCUGAUACGUCAGUACGGUAACCUGUACAUGCAGGUGCGCGUUGAGGCCCUGGACGCUCUCGACAACCUGCGGGAGAUGGACGACUCCGACGACCUCAAAUCAAAACUCGCCUUCUCCGUCGUAGUGCUAUCCUUCCGGUCAGUGCGAUCAACGAUCGAGCAGAAGAAGGCGGCGUUACGUCACAUCCUGGGCAUCCCGUCGAUCGGUAGCGGCGGUUCGUCCGACCCGGCCGUCACGGACAUGCUGGAGAGCAUUGGCUACUACAUGCGCAAGAGCACGGAGAAAUACGACAUCAGACCUAACGUACAGGACGUGUGCUCGCAGCUCUACAGCACGUUGUUCGACUUUCCAAGUCUUUCCACCUGCCACGGCCUCACUGCCUACAUAGAGGAGUGUGUGAAGCUGGCCUGGGCGCUCUCUAACCAGAUACCCGCCUACUGCAUAGAAUACGACGCCAACGCGUACAACGCUAACUUCCACGAGAGAUUUCACAAUUCUAAUCCGUACUCGGAUCACGUCAUCUCGUACCUGUGGCCAGCCCUACGUGAGGGAGAGAAGGGACCGUGCGUUUACAAAGCCAUUGUUAUAACAUAGUCCUGCCCAACGCCGCCUCAGGACUCCAGGAUUUCCUAACUUAAGAUUAUGUUUAAUAUGGAUUGAAGUCAUGCUUGAGUGCGUUACGUGCUGUCGACGCGUCGCAUGAUAAUUCAUGAUGGAACAUGAAUAAAACGCUCAAGAUUGGCUCCUGGAAUGAGUAAUUUUUAUUUAGCAAACUGUAAUCGCUGUUAACAUCUAUGGUUUUGAUCGACUGAUCAGUAGCUGACACUAUUUGUAAUGCAGUAGCGCAUCAGUACAAUCAUGACUGUAGCUCUGCAGCGAUGCGCGUUAUUUAAAUGUUUGUAAUUAAAUAAUAUGCAUAUUUAGUCUAUUUGAUUCUAUAUUGUCUUUUCAUAAAAGUGCAACCGUGAUAACUUAUUGAUUUGUUCAUCAAAUGCGAAACGGUACUCCACCAACUUAGCAUAUACUCUGUUCUAUCGCUGUGUGCAGUACUAACAUAAGGGUUUAUGUGCUAACGAAUAACGAUAUUUUAUGUGUGUACCCGUACUACGUUGUAUAUACUCAAGAUGCAAAAGUAAGCGGAGCAGUCUGCCAUGGGUCAUGGGUCAUGGGCCAUGGGCCAUGCUGAGCGAGGAUUGCUCAUCGAAGAUUUGCCAAUAUCAGUUAUCAGCACUUGCAGCAUUCAGACUUUGCAGUAUUGAAAAGUCAGGUGUAUUUAUCUCAAUAUAGAAAUUUGUAUUACAUAAAUUACUCAUUCAGGUUUAAACGCAGGAUACGGUUAUUGGGGUAAUUUCAAUUAAUUGUUACGUUCCUUGGAGUUAGUAUUCCUCACCACACUCUCUUCUGAUUAUGCUACUCCUAAUGUAUAUUACUUUAUGAUUACUUAAUAGGAUCCAGUAAUACAGCUAUAUAUGAUCUUUCAAAGUUUGAAAUAUAUAAAUUCGCCGCCAAAUGAGGUAGUUUAUAACCAAGUCUCAUGUUAUUAUUAUUAUAUUGGUGUAUAAACUAUUCUGAGUGGCUGCCAUUGGUUUAUUACUUUGUACAGUUACUUCCAACGAUGUGUGGCGAUUUUUAUACAAUGGAAAAUUAUCCUAUUCAAAUAAAUAUCCUCAAUAAUGACAAAAA
Molecule: messenger RNA, 1785 nt
Organism: Priapulus caudatus
Lineage: Eukaryota; Metazoa; Priapulida; Priapulimorpha; Priapulimorphida; Priapulidae
Exons: 4
Coding region: 1-696 (231 amino acids)
Biological process (GO): mitophagy by internal vacuole formation; mitochondrial protein catabolic process
Cellular component (GO): mitochondrial outer membrane
Source: RefSeq, a predicted model, not a curated record